GUAAACAAGUUCUCCCCUCUUAAAUUCAGGCAAUUACAGAACAAACUUAAAAUUGCCUUCCCAAGCAACAUAUAAUUCAACUUUAAUGGAGCAGCAAAAACCAGCAACCCCGGACUCCGUACGGAACACUCUUCCACAUCGGAAUGCCUUCAGCAUUGAUUAACAAAAAGCCAAAGAGCACAGUUCUCAACACAGGCUUUAAUUCCACCAUUACUGCAACACAUUUUACAAGAACUUGGACCAUCAAUAUGCGGCGGUGGCUGAGGAAGCUCCACGAGAUGUUUAGCCCUGCAUUUCAGUGUCAGGGAAUCACGAGCACAUAGAUUAGCUGUCCUUUCACAAUACAGAAAUUCGGGCUCCAAAUAUAAAAGUAAAGAAGAAGCACUUGUUUUAUCCACUGGUUUCUCUUCUAUGUGAGAUAAAUCAGGCAGAGAGCUUCUUUCAACACAAGCUAUUUGCUACCCAUUAGAGGUUUACUAAUAUUGAUCAGGGAUAUCAUAUGGGUUUUGGUGCAGAGUUAUGGGUGGCCGUUGUGGCCAUCUGUUUGGCCACUGUGAUGAUGGUGUCUGCAGCAGAGAAUGAAUCCAGUUAUGAUGCUGUCCAGGACUAUAAAAUGAUGCCAAAAUCCCUAAGAGGGCGGGAGAGGGCUCUGUGCUUUGCCAAGAGUAGCAGGUGCAUGUUGAGGAUCUUGAGGUGCCCUGCUGAAUGCCCCGAAAGGAAACCCAAGAAGGCCAGGAAGUACAAGGGCUGCAUGAUUGAUUGCAGCAACAAAUGUGAGACUACCUGCAAAUAUAGGAAGCCUAAUUGCAAGGGCUACGGAGCCAUAUGCUAUGACCCCCGUUUUGUAGGUGGUGAUGGUGUGAUGUUCUACUUCCAUGGUGCUAAAGAGAAGGAUUUUGCUCUCCUCUCUGACCACCACCUUCAGAUCAAUGCCCACUUCAUUGGUACAAAACCUGAAGGUCGUAAGCGCCCCUACACUUGGGUCCAAGCCUUGGGUAUCAUGUUUGGCUCCCACACCUUCACAAUUGCCUCUAAAGAGGCCUCCACAUGGGAUGAAAGCCUUGACCACUUCAUCUUCACCUUUGAUGGCAAGGCAUUCACAAUACCAGAAGAAGCUUUGGUUGAGUGGACUCCUCCAUCCUUGGGCCCAAUUGCCAUGAAAAUUGAGCGCAUUGAUGAGGCCAAUAAUGUCAAUAUUGUUGUGCCAGGGAUUGUUGAAAUAUUUGUUAGUGUAGUACCCAUCUUAGAAAAAGAAAAUCUGAUGCACAACUACCAGCUACCUAUUGACAAUGUGUUUGCCCACCUAGAAAUGCAAUUCAAGUUCUUCAAUCUCUCAUCUGAAGUGGAAGGCAUCCUGGGCCAAACUUAUAGACCUGGAUUUAAUAACCCUGUGAAGAGGGGUGUUCCUAUGCCUAUCAUGGGGGGUGAAGACAAAUAUGCUACAUCUUCCUUGCUGUCCACUGAUUGCAACUAUUGCAAAUAUUCCUCAGCCUCUUCUUUUGAGGGAUUUAAUGUAAAUGGUAUUAAGGCAUUAAGUGCAGAAUGUACCAGCGGUGAUAACAAUGGUGGCAUGGUAUGUCGAAGGUGAACUUCAUUUAAGUUCUUCAAUUAAUGCAAGAGUUGAUUCAGAUUGUAAAAUAGUUUUGUAGAUUUUAGACCAAUGAAGCUGAGACCUAGUCUAUCUUCUGAGAGGAACAUAGAUGAAUAAAGGAUGCUCGACUCUUAAAGUCAAUGUAGAAGCACAUACAAGAGUGUAAGAGUGUUUACACGUUUGUUGAAUUUUUAAUAUAAAAUUUGGAUUAUAUUACGCA
Messenger RNA from Cryptomeria japonica (Japanese cedar), 1811 nucleotides. RefSeq lists its product as uncharacterized. Lineage: Eukaryota; Viridiplantae; Streptophyta; Pinopsida; Cupressales; Cupressaceae. The coding region runs from base 500 to 1588 and encodes 362 amino acids. The record is from RefSeq and is a predicted model, not a curated record. The transcript is spliced from 3 exons.